Messenger RNA from Stegostoma tigrinum, 3675 nucleotides. It is a transcript of the gene tctn1, whose product is annotated as tectonic family member 1. Gene Ontology annotation, cellular component: MKS complex. Gene Ontology annotation, biological process: cilium assembly; protein localization to ciliary transition zone. The record is from RefSeq and is a predicted model, not a curated record. The transcript is spliced from 17 exons. Bases 602 to 2470 code for a protein of 622 amino acids. Lineage: Eukaryota; Metazoa; Chordata; Chondrichthyes; Orectolobiformes; Stegostomatidae.
UCUGUUUCGACUUUUAAAUGCGUCUGCCUAAUAUAACUGCUGAUAGUUUCUGCCGGUGUGUGUCGAUAUCACAGUCUAACGUGCCGUUCACCAACAUUUAUCAGAGUUGUUAACAGUAACAAGAUGGCCAGAUAAUUUUUGUGUGAUAUUGAUUGACCAAUAUUACCUUGUUCUUUGAAUAAGUGCGAUGGAAUCUGAGCAGUCGGCGAGAACCUUAGUUUAAUGUUUCAUCCCAUCGACGGCACCCUAAUAGUGCAGGGCUCCUUUAACAACUGCGCCGAAGUGUCAGCCUCGAUUGUCAGUGCUGAAGCUCUAGAGCAGCAAAACCUUCUGAUUCAGAGAUGAGAAUGCUAUCAACAGAGCCACAGCUGACACCAAAAGUCACAUUUUAAAUGGGCAUAAAAACUCCAUUGGAAAUAUACGGAAACAUUCACUCUACACCUGCUCUUCUGAAAAUUAUGAAAGGAUUUAAGACUGCCAAGGUCACUUCUUAGCCUCCACUUUUCAAAAGAAAGAGACAAGUCUGUUCAUCCUUUCCCAGCAGAUUGCGCCAAUCAGCCGACAGGAAGCGGAUACUGAUGGUUAUUGGUUGCCCACGGCGAUGGAGCUGACCGUUGUUGUAUGGAUUGUUAUGAGACUCUUAUUAAACAGCGUUAUUGAGGGCAAUUUGCUUGCCGACAAUAAUCUGACUGAAAUUGUGAGUACUUCACAUCCGUUGAAUUCUAACUCUGGUAAUACCACGAGCUUCGUGGAUCAGUGGACAGAUUUAACAACAGCUUCAUCGACAGUAACUCAAAGUGAGGAUCUGCCGCGAGUAGGUACACUGCCAGACCUUCAAAUAAACGUUCACUCCUUGUGUGUUUGCAACUUACUGGUGGAACAGUGUGAUAUAAAUUGCUGCUGUGAUCCAGACUGUAGAAAAUCUGAUCGAGUUACUUUUACAACCUGUGAUAUUAAGAUUGUCACGGAUGAUCGUAAGCUUUGCAAUCAAGAGGCAGCAAUGUAUACUUUGAAUUGGAAUAAAUCUGUAUCCUUGAUCAACCCCAGCAUCUUUUGCAUUAAGACGAACAAUUACAGAGCAGGAUCAUCUUUUUUUGCCCCAGAAGUGCCAACCACUCAUAAUUUUGGCAGAUUAAUGAAACAAUUUGGUGGUUCUUCCUUUAGUACACCAAACCCACCAACUACAAGUAGAUCCAACUCAACGGCAAGAGGCUAUCAGUACGGGGUUCCUGUUAAAGCAGUUGAUGAUUUUCUGAGACUUCCUGCACCACUGGCAACAUCUGAAUGCACUGACAAUAACCCAGCAGGCUUUUUAGUAAAUCAGGCAACACAUUGCAGCAGAAGAUUUGACAUAGCAGCAAACUGCAGCAACUUUAGAGCAUUAAGCAUACAACACUAUCUCAAUUUUCGUAUUUUGCCAAGCCCCAAUGCAAGCUCAGACAGUGCUGAUGAAGGUGUCACUGGCUGGACCAGCAUUUAUUGCCCAUCCCUAAUUGCCCUGAGGGCAACUAUGAGUCAACCACAUUGUUGUGGGUCUGGAGUCACAUGUAGGCCAGACCAGAUACAUUUACUACUUACCUCUAUUAAUGUGAGAUCUCUAAAUGGAACGCUAACACAUCCAAGUGAUCAUGCUGCUAAUAAUUGGUUGCCUGGUUUACAUAAUGAUAUCUGCAGAAAUGUGGUGUUAGAGGUGAAUUAUGUCAUUGUAUAUAAUGAUAAAGGAAAAAUUGUGAAUGCCUCUGCUGCAUUCAUUCUUGGAGCCAUUGAAAAUAACACGGUACCAAUACAACAACACUUCCAGAUUACAUUCGUUCAGGACAAUACAACAGGAGUUCCUCUCAGUGGAAAUCCAGGUUACAUUGUUGGACUCCCUCUAGUGGCUGGAUUUGGACCAAAUGCCUCAUUUGGCAUAAUUCAGAGCAAAAACAGACUUGGACAGCUGACUGUCAUUAAGAGUUCAACUAAUCAGGACUGUUUAUGGAUGGAAGGACUUCGGACACCAGUACUUUUUGGAUAUAAUUUACAUUCAGGUUGUACGUUGCGUAUAACGAACAGCACAACAUGCCAUCAGUGGUCGCAAAUCAUUAGAAAUCUGUUAAUUGGUCAAAAUUUUCCACAAAUCGUGGCAUCAUUUGGAAAUUCUCCAGUCCAGUAUGUGAAAGACUGGGUGACCAUCAAGCAAUUUACCUCUAGAGCUCAGAGUUGUGACUGUGAAGUUCCUCAGUCUCUAGCCCUCAGGGUAAUGUGGACAAAGUAUGGAUCCUUAAUAAAUCCACAGGCUAAAAUAGUCGAUGUCACUCAAACAAUCAGAAAAACCUGCAUUAUGAUCCCUUUGAAAUCUGCAAAAACUUUACAUAUUUCUACCUCUGUUACUUUUACGGAUAUGUCAGCAUCUGCCCAACCUGGAUACAAAAUGAGACCAACGAUUGAUGCCAAAUUGCCUUAUGAUUUCUUCUUUCCUUUUUUGUGAAAGGUCCUGAACUGCUCACAGGGACAGGAUUAUAUUCAAAUUUUAGCCUGAAAUUGAUAAUAUGUCUGCUUUGUAAAGUUAUUGACUAUUUUUCAGCUGAAAUUCCCUCAAGUGUCAUGUUUUCUAGCUAGAUAUAUGAUCAAAUAAUUUGGACUUUGUAUAUACAUUGAACAUUGAAGAAAGUUUUAGCAUACAUUUCCAACUCGACAGCAUUUACAGAAUAGGAAUUGUAACUACAAGCAGAUAUUCUUUUAACAGCACUGAAUUCAUUCACAUGCAGAGUACAAAGGACUGAAAUAUUUAUAGCAUGAAAGGAUUUUGGCAGUAUUUAAACUGUAUUGCAAAUGGUCUGGUACCAUUAUUUUAUCUAUCUUUUAAAUAGAUGCUUUCUACGCAAGGAGAAUUUUUAAACCUAAUUUGUACUUUUACAAUUCAUUGCUGCUUUUGUUAUAUCUUAAAAUUGUUAUGAGUUUUCCAAAGAAAUUUUAAAAAGUGUAUGAUUGUCUUCGUAAUUCAACCAUCUAUUUCAAGAAAAAUGAAUUCAUUUUAUGUAAGUUAUUGAUAUCCAGAACUCUCUUAGGUCAACUGUCUAUAUCUAGAAAACUAACAUUUAAAACAAAUUGGCAAUAUUUCAGAGGGGCAAAGACAGAUGGAAGAUGGAUAAAAGGAGCAGACAGGUGGAGAGGAGACAGACAGGUCAAGAAGGCAGGAAUGGAGACAGUUAAAGGUACUGUAGGUAGGGAGUUACACUCACAUUUACUGGCUCCAUUCCGGUCUCCUUGACCUGGCCAUCUACUCUCCACCUAUCUACUCCUUUAUCCAUCUUCCAUCUGUGCGCCCCCCCCCCUAUUUAUUUGAGUCCCCUUCCCCUCCCCCAUUUCUGAAGAAGGGUCCAGACCUGAAACAUCAGCUUUCCUUCUUGUCUGAUGCUGCUUGGCCUGCUGUGUUCAUCCAGCUCUACACCUUGUUAUCUCAGGUUCUCCAGCAUUGGGAAUUCCUACUAUCUCUGGCAAUACUUCUAUUCUGAUCAAAGAAUAUUUGUUAAAAUUCAUUUUGUAUAAAUUUAUUGUAUGUAUAUGUACCUGAAAUGAAUUAAAACUAGGGUCUUUAUACUUCUAUCUUGACUAACUAUAUAAAGUGUUAUUAAUUUUGCAUCUGUUCACAAAUCAUCUAGUCAAUAAACAUAAGCAGUUUGACAUUCAAAA